AUGUCUGGCGCCGCACAGGCGGUACACCCCCCAACGUACGAUGACCUGCCAUACCAGCGCUUCCUUCAUGACCACCUGAUCCCGAACACGCCGUUCCUCCUCUCGCCGCGGGCGACGGAGCGAUGGGGAGCAAGGCGGGACUGGGUGCGGCCUCACUCGCCGCAGAGUGGACUGCUGGCCAGUCUAGGGGAAGAGGAGAUGGGCACGUUGUUGUCCGGCCUUGUUCCGCGCAACCCUUCCUCCCCCUCCAACUUACCUUCCUCCCCUACCAACCCACUCUCCCCGUCCGCACCCUCCUUCGCAGCCCCGUCUCCACCCGCCCUAUCCCUCCCCAACUUCGCUGCCCUCGCCGACUACGGCGACCAAGUCGUUCCCGUUGCCGACACUGCGCAGCGCGAGUUUUCCGAGUUUGCGCGUGACGAGCGGCGCCUGCGGGAAGUCUUGGAGCUCUGGGAGUCAGGGGAAGGAAGGACGUUAUACGUCAAGGACUGGCAUCUGGUUGCCGAGCUCGGUGGUGGAGCGGACGCGCGGGGAGUGUAUGAACCCCCGAGCUGUUUCCUGGACGACUGGCUUUCGCCGCCCUUUGACGCACCCACAUCAUCGAGCGCGUCCACCGCCGACUUCCGCUUCGUCUACACCGGACCCGCGGGAACCUUCACGCCCCUCCACCGCGACGUGUACGGCUCGUACAGCUGGAGUGCGAACAUUGUCGGCCGCAAACUGUGGUGGCUCUUCCCACCAGGGACGGAGCCGCGUGAUAAGCACGGCGAGCUCCUGUUCGACGUGCGGGAUGCAAAGGCACUCAAGGUGCUCCAGGAGGAAGGCGAGGUCAUCUUCGUCCCAAGUGGGUGGCACCACCAGGUGCUGAAUCUCGACUUUUGUAUCUCCAUCAACCACAAUUUCUUCUCCUCGCCGACACUGCCGCGGGUGUAUGCCUCGCUGCGGGCAUCUCACGACCGAUGCGCUGCGAGCAUAGCCGACGUGCUCCCCGACAUCAAGGCGAGGCUUGGGAACACAAUGCUUCCAGACGGUACGAGGGCGUGGGAGGCUGAGUGGGCGGAGGAGGUUGAUGGGUUACUGGCGCGCGAUGCUGGGUGGGGUUGGGAGGGGUUCUGGAUGUGUGUGAGGGAUGACCUUGUGCACCCGCCUACAGGAUCGGACCUGCGGCCAGGGGACGACGAAGUCGCGCGUUUUGUGGGUACAGUACUGGAGCAGUAUAAGGCGAGCGCAGAGUGGCGUCUGUUACCGGCCGCGCGCGCGGUCGCGGUCGAGGUUGAGGCGUUGUUAGCCUCGAGGGCGUAG
Messenger RNA from Cutaneotrichosporon cavernicola, 1302 nucleotides. RefSeq lists its product as uncharacterized. Gene Ontology annotation, biological process: positive regulation of translational termination; protein hydroxylation. The transcript has 5 exons. Bases 1 to 1302 code for a protein of 433 amino acids. The record is from RefSeq and is a predicted model, not a curated record. NCBI's taxonomy places the organism in Eukaryota, Fungi, Basidiomycota, Tremellomycetes, Trichosporonales, Trichosporonaceae. Gene Ontology annotation, cellular component: cytoplasm; nucleus. Gene Ontology annotation, molecular function: sequence-specific DNA binding; 2-oxoglutarate-dependent dioxygenase activity.